UUUAUUUGAAUUUCACAUUUAUUUUGUAUGUUAUGAAUUCAAUGGAAUGAUGAAACUCUGGUUUUUUAAAAACCCCAUUCGACAUUACUCCUCAAAAACUACUCAAAAAUGGAGAAGCGUUGUCGGCUUGGAGGUACAUGCACAAAUUAUUUCAAAAUCUAAACUGUUUUCUCCGUCUUCUUCUGCCUUUUCAUCACCUGUUAAUAGUAAUGUUUCUUUUUUGGAUGCAUCGUUACCAGGAACUCUUCCUGUAUUAAAUAAGCGUUGUGUUGAAGCUGGUGUUAUGACUGCAUUAGCAUUGAAUUGUGAUGUUAAUUUAGUUUCUAUGUUCGAUAGAAAACAUUACUUUUAUGGAGAUAUGCCAGCUGGUUAUCAAAUUACUCAGCAAAGAAGCCCUCUAGCGCAAUAUGGAAAUCUUCAUUUUUUUGUGUACACACCUGGAGUUCACAAGUCUCCUUAUAGUAAAGAAGUUAGAAUCAAACAAUUGCAAUUAGAGCAAGACAGUGGUAAAAGUUUGCAUGAUUCUGAUCGUAGCUUGAUAGAUUUGAAUCGUGCAGGUAUGGGAUUGAUGGAAUUAGUUUUUGAACCUGAUCUGACUGAUGGAGAAGAAGCUGCUGCCCUAGUGAAAGAAUUGAUAGCAAUACUGAAAAGAAUUGGAACUUGUUCCUGUAAAAUGGAAGAGGGUGCCUUGAGAGUUGAUGCUAAUGUUUCUAUACAUAGAGAAAAGGAACCUCUAGGUGUAAGAACAGAAAUAAAAAAUAUUGGUUCUGUAAGGGGAGUAGCAUCUGCAAUUAAAUAUGAAAUCAAUAGACAAAUUGAAAUGAAAGAGAGAGGAUAUGAUAUAAUUAAUGAAACUAGAUCAUGGGAUGCUAUCAGUAAAUCAACACUACCUUUACGUGACAAAGAAGAAAAACAGGAUUAUCGUUACAUGCCAGAGCCUAACCUACCUCCACUAUAUCUUUCUUUUGGAAACUUGAUUCCCGGGCUUGUAAAUGUGAAAUCAUUGAAAGAAAUACAACCUGAAUUACCAGCCCAAAUCAGGAUUAGAUUGAGCAAAGAGCUAGGAUUGACUGAAAAUCAAGCAUUACUUUUAGUGAAUGAUGAUGUUCUAUUGGAAUUAUUUGAAGAAACUCUGAAGAUUAAAUCUCUCAAACCUACAUUGUUAGCUAAUAUUAUUAUAUAUGAAUUCUCCAAAAUUAUUACUGAUUUUGACAAAAAACCUCAGGAAAUGACUCAUUGGAUAAUGUUUUUAGCUGAUUCGGUACAUUUACUGGAUACAAGGCAAAUUAGUAGAAAUACUGUUCGUUAUUUAUUCGAAGUUUUAUCCAAAGGAUGUAAUAAGGAUGCUUUACAGAUUGUACAUGAACAAAAUUUAUUUCAAAUAACUGAUCUAGAAGAACUUCGGAAAUUGUGUGAAGAAGUUAUAAAAGAAAAUGAAACACUUGUCAAUACAUACAAGGCAGGAAAGAAAAAAGUCUUCAAAGCAUUAAUGGGAAAAAUAGCAUUGAAAACACAAGAUAGAGCUGAUAUGGCUAAAUGUGAUGAAAUAAUGAAAAACUUACUGAAUAAAUUAUAAUAAGAA
This is a messenger RNA of Harmonia axyridis, 1582 nucleotides long. RefSeq names its product glutamyl-tRNA(Gln) amidotransferase subunit B, mitochondrial (gene GatB). Lineage: Eukaryota; Metazoa; Arthropoda; Insecta; Coleoptera; Coccinellidae. Bases 47 to 1576 code for a protein of 509 amino acids. The record is from RefSeq and is a predicted model, not a curated record. Gene Ontology annotation, biological process: glutaminyl-tRNAGln biosynthesis via transamidation; mitochondrial translation. Gene Ontology annotation, molecular function: glutaminyl-tRNA synthase (glutamine-hydrolyzing) activity. The transcript has 8 exons.